Molecule: messenger RNA, 468 nt
Organism: Rhizopus microsporus ATCC 52813
Lineage: Eukaryota; Fungi; Mucoromycota; Mucoromycetes; Mucorales; Rhizopodaceae
Exons: 1
Source: RefSeq, a predicted model, not a curated record
UGCUGCAAGCAGGGAUCAGUCCAGUUGCAACUCUUACCUGAUCCACCUGAGUACUUGAAGGACUUGCUUGAACGUACGGACACUCAAGACCGUCACUUUAAGGAUAACCUUCGCCAGUGCAACGCUGCCUUUGCCUUUACUUCGUUGGGCUGCGAUAUUGUUUCGCCUGAGGAUCGUGCCAACAACAACAAUAACAAUAACAAUAACAAGAGAGGUGGAUUAAACGCCUUUCAAAUCCAUAGCGCACUUUGCCACCGUCAAGGCUCUUUGACUCCAGUUGAAGGCAAUGAGCCUUCCUACGUCCAGCUAUAUAUAUUUGAUCCUUCCUAUGCCGCUGAAAGAAGACAAGCACGAAACAGCAACCUUGAUCCUGAGAUCGUUAGGGAGCUUUCGGUCAUACUUGCCCAAUGUAACCCCUUUGCGCGUAUAUAUCGCCAUGCACACGAGAUAUUGAGCAACCAUGAGAGC